Microstroma glucosiphilum is the source of this 3986-nucleotide messenger RNA. RefSeq lists its product as hypothetical. The transcript is spliced from 5 exons. The record is from RefSeq and is a predicted model, not a curated record. The coding region runs from base 486 to 3893 and encodes 1135 amino acids. Lineage: Eukaryota; Fungi; Basidiomycota; Exobasidiomycetes; Microstromatales; Microstromataceae.
CCAAGACUGAGUGGUCAGCGUUGCCGGCUACGUCUGCACGACUGUGUGCGCCUCAGCGCCAACACGAUCCCACGCCAGCACGCCCUCAGAGGAGCCAGGCAGCGACACAAUGAAACGUAUACCAUGCUCGUAGAGGUCAAUCGUCCGUAUCUUUGUUGAGCACAUGAUCAUGUCACGAUGGGCAGCAACAGAGGUCACAUGCGACAGCACUGGCGAGUGCUGGGUUGCAAGUACCCCACUACUCCCGCCGGUCCGACUUUGCGGAGCCGGGUGUCAAAUCAUCCGCGUGCCAAGCCAAGCCUCACCACAAGGCGGAGGGCUGCUUCCGCACUUGGCCCGCCGCCGGAAGCCAACCGCCGCAAAGCGUAUCGGCGGAAGGCUCCUCGCAGCUCCACCAUGACUCUUAAGGCUCUUUUUCCCCUGCCUGGUCUUCCGUCCUCUUCUUCGUCACAAUACCAAGGACUGUCGACGAGCAGCCUGCUCUGAUGACUCAUGUGAUGCAAAACGAGGAGGCAUCCCCUGCCUCGCCCGAUGCGCACGCUGGGAGCGGGUCCAGCGGGAAAGACUUUGGCGCAGCACAGGGGCCGAAACGUGAUCGAGAACAGAGCGGACAACCUGACCCAGCAAGCGCAAAGGAGCAGCCCAAGAAGAGCGUGAUACCAGACUGGGUCACCACAAACAUCAAGCGAUCAAGGAGCUUGAAGGAUUUGGCAAGGUGUUGGCUCGCAAGUUGGGUAUGCAUACUCUUGCUGUUGCCGGAAAGAUCUUUGCAGACAUUGGGCCAAGCUGCCUUCUUUGUCUGCAUGGUGACAGUCUUCCUGCCCGCCAAUCUGCCAUUCUUCCUCUGGAUCUUCGCCAAUGGUACAAUGGUGCUUGGCGCCUGCCUCGGCUGGGCAUGGGGCUGUGCUGCUAUGGCAACUGCCUUGCGCGCCCGUAGUGCGACUCUGCUACAAAGUCAAGUGCAGACGGUCUCCGCAGGGGUGGCCGGAGCGACCAAUCCAGAAGCAGCCUACCAAGCCGCCAUCUUCCAGGCCCAAUUCUUGGACGGCAGAAGCUCGGCCGUCUACGGGGUAUUCCUCGUGAUAGGAUCUUAUGCCGCCGCUGUGGUUUUCACACAAAGUCCUAAGCUGAGGUUCACCGCCAUCUUCAUGACUAUUGUCUUGGAUGUGAUGUGUACCUACGGACCCCUCUUCCCCGUUGCUCAAUAUACCCUUGGAACCACGUUCCUCCUUCCUAUCGGCGCUUCCCUCGGAGUGUCCUUCUGCUGCAUGAUACUGGUCUUUCCCGAGACCCUUAGUCAUUCUUGGCAGAACAACCUCAUUAAGCUCCUCGGAGUCAGCAAAGGUUAUCUCAAGAUACAGACAGACUUUCUAUCAGAGCUAUCUCAGUCCACAGACAUGGACUCAACAAUCUCAACAUCCGGGGCGAAAAUGAUGGCUUCCAGGAUGGGCCAGCUUGCGCUCCUUGAUGCACUAGAUGGACCCAAGAAGUUUCUUCCAAUGGAGAUGACUUACGCCCCUCUGUCUGGGCAGGAUCUGGCACGCCUGCUACAACCUUGUCGCCUUCUUGUGCUGCGACUGAUUGGCAUGGGCGCAUUCAGAAUUGCGCUGCAGACUACGUCUAGCCAAUCCCAGCAGGGGGAAAGCGAGGAUGAGACCUCAGCAGACGACCUGACAAAGCCUGUACACGUGCACGACACGCAUGCCAUGCUUCACUUCCGUGAGAAGGUCGUCGAUGCCGAGAAGAGGAACCACGUUGUCUUCAAGGAGGACUUGCUCCCUAUUCUCGUUGAUGGCAGCAACGACAUGAUGUCGAAGAGCUCUGCUGCUCUUGGUACAAUCAUCGCUUGGCUGGAGUAUACAAACACGAACAGGUGGAGAGGCCAAAGUGCCCAGCUGCAUAAUGAUCACGUUAGUAACCUUCAGACAGCCAUCGAUGAUCUCGAGCAAGCUCUACAUAUUUUUACGGUGGAGGAGCGACUCAGGCUGAUAGCGCCCUACGAGCAGCAUUUUGACUCACUAAAUCCAUCUGAGGAGUCACUGUUGACCGAGGAAGGCGGCAAGUCAUUCCGCCUCGGUGCCAGGGGACUGUUUCUCUCCUUGCUGUGGUGCACUAAUGCUAUUAGUUCCGCUAAGCAGGUGAUAGUGCUAGCAAGAACUUGCCACACUUUGGCCCUCAAAAGGUCCAAGAGCCGCCUGUGGAUGCCCUCCGCGCUGUCGAAGCUCGGCCACGCGCUAGUGUCGAAGAGAGAAGGCGACGCUGGGCAAGACUGGCCUACGGACGUCAGAAAUCUUCGGAAUCCCAACGUACACCAUCAAGAUGACGAUGACGCAGACGCAAAUGACCACCUGCAUGACGAGAGCGGACCGACGACGCGCGUAGGCUCAAUGGAUGUGGAAAGAGACGGAGCGGUCGACGAGACUGUGGAGAAAGAGAAGGCAGAAGCUCAGGCAGCCCAAUUUGCAAUCAAGAAGGAGAAACAAAGGCUUCGGAGACUGGCUCUACGCGAUCCCGACUCGCUGCCGCCUACCAAAUGGUAUCAUCAUGUGGGGCGUUUUAUCGCCGCCUGCCAUACGUUCUUCUGGUCGCCAAGGGGCGUUUUCGCGCUUCGAUUCGUGAUCGCGGGUGUCAUUGCCUGGAUCCCAUCAGUGGCCACUCAACAGAGUUCAGCCUUCAGCUACUCACAAAGAGGCUUGUGGGCCAUCAUCAUGGCGCAAUUGUCGAUAUCCCUUACACAUGGCGAGCUGGUGUUCUCCAUCGUAUCUCGAAUUGUGGGUACCGUACUAGGCGCCCUCCUCGGGGCAGCCCUCUGGUAUAUAUCUUGUGGCAACUCGCCAAAGGGUAAUCCCUACGGAUUCGGAGCUGCAACCGCUGUCGCUUUCGUACCGCUGGUCUUUUUCCGACUCUUCGCACCCAUGCAGCUACUGGUUUUCGGCCUCAUGACUUUCGUCACUCUCAUCUUAACCAUCGGGUACUCCUGGAUCGACUCGCAUUUGACAGUCAGUGUCUCAUCAGGGAUUGGUAUCGAGGUAGCAUGGCGCCGUAUGCUGCUAGUACUUGUCGGGAUUGCUGUCGGUGUCAUUAUCAUGGUCAUUCCCCAACCCACCUCAACCCGAAUAGCAGUACGACAAUCUCUAGCCAAGCUCUCGCAACGCAACCUCAGCCUCUACAGUAGCCUCGUCGAGAUUUGGGCUAUACAGAGCGCUUCCUUCGAAGGCGAGAAAGCGGAAGAAGGAGCGAAGCCUAGACGAAGCGAACGGCAGGAGACAGCGUUGAUCAGUGUUUAUCGCUCGCAGCUCUUGGCUGCUUUCGAAGCACACAAAGCCAUCGGUGCCCGGAUUCCUCUGGCGCGUCUCGAUAUGCAGCUACGAGGUCGAUGGCCCGGAACUCGCUAUGAGCAGCUUCUCAAGGCGGAAGGUAACAUGAUCUCCGCACUCGCUCAACUCUAUGCAGUAGUCUCGGACAAGGACUACAGCGCGACCUGGCAGCGACGCUUUGCCCAUGCCACGGCCUUACUGGAUCCAUCUACGAUUUCUGAUGUGAGCCUGCUCCUGUCCUUGCUAGCACAAGCCCUUCAAACAGGCUCCCAUCUGCCACAUGCAACCUUCCUCGUUCGCGAGAGGGCGCUGCGUCAUCAGAGCCAGGCGAUUCGAGUGGAGGAGCAGUUGCGGCGCAUGGGGUCUCAUCAUGCAACACCGCGCUUGAGUCUAGAGAUCUUGAAAGCUGAAGCCUUUAUGAAGCAUGUUCAGGGUGCGGUGGCUCUGCAGGUCUUUCUGGCUAGCCUGGACGAGGCGGCUGCCGUUGUGCGGACUUUAGUAGGCGAGGUGCCCCUGAACGGGUACGAUACGCUCAAGGAUCGGUGGGAUGACCGAGCUUUGCUGCUCCAAGCUUGACCUUUCGCUUUUGUAUUUAUUGUCACUUUCCUGUACAUUCCUCUUGAAUCCACUGUACCUGCCUCGCUAAUAGAAGAGCCGAUUGGUCCCAAG